ACAAAGGGGCGAGGCACAUGUGUCAGGCCGCCUUAAGAAACUGAGUGCAUUCUGUGUGCUCAGCAUCACAGAUGAAUAGAUUCAGCAUCACGGCUGGAUGGAUUCCAUGAUUAGCAUCACAGCAUCCUAAGGUGGGAGCGGCCAGAGGUUGAUAAGCCAGGGUUAUCUGUGGGGUACACACAGUGGCUGAGUUUGUGCUGGUGCGGGGAGGCAGCCGCAGUGCCAUCACAGCUAAGAAAAUGACCACUCUAUGUAUCUCAUCUACAUUUGCACUCUGCUUAGGAACCAUACCUGUUGCACUGCGUUCUCAUGUGGACUCACUGUUUCAGUUUGCGAGUUGGAUCAAGACCGUGAGUGUAGGAGGAGUGACAAUCUUUACCUCCCCAGGUGAGCGAUGGGGAAGGGACUUAGCAGGUGAGAGAGUCGGGAGGGAAGGCUCACAUUCAAGGGAUGUAAGUUAACUGUGGUGAAUCUAUGCGGACUGGUUUUUUGAAACGGAGAUCCCCCCCCCCUUUUGGCCUUAUAUACUGCUGUUUUAUUUCUGCGCUAAGCUUGAUCCUCGCAUCUGUUUAGUUUCAAGCUGUUAAAACAGUCUAUUGAUUUGUACAAAGUUGCUUGCACAGGUUGAUUUUUUAAUGAUAUAUUUAAAGACUGACAUUAUGGGUUAUUUGUAAUGGUUCCUAACAUGGUUUCUGAAUUGUGGUUGUCCUUUGUGCGGUGCAGUGUGAGCUGCUUCGGGCACAUGUGUGUGUGUGUGUGUUUGUGUGCGUGUGUAUUGACAGCAUACAUUUAAAGCACUACGACACCAUUUUAAAUGUAUGAAAGAACCAAGGCCAGAGCAGGGAAUGAUUUAGAGAAGCAGUGGGUAGCCUCCCCUGUGUAUCUGUAUUUUGAGUCCACAGGAUCCUUCAUUGAUUUCAUUCUUUCAUCUCCUGCACUACACUAAGAGCUAUUUACUUAUUACAUUUCUGACCUUUCAAGAUGGUGUACAUGGUUUCCCCCCUCCCCUACCAGUCAUCAGCACAACAACCCUGUGAGGUAGGCUAGGUUAAAGAGAAGUGUUCAGUUCAAAUAUCCCCCAAUGAUUUUAUGGCUGGGUAUGGAGAUAUGGAUUUUGCUUUCUCCUGGGCCUAGUCUGAAACUCUAGCUGUUACACAGGAGUUUUCUUGUGGCAUAUAAAAUGCAGAACUAGCACCUUAUUAUAUAUUACUCUCUAAUUCUAGAUGGGUGGAAGCUGGCUGUAGUUGUUAAGUGUAGCAUGGGGAAAUAGACUCUGCAUGUGCUCAGAGGAAUUCUCUUCUAAUGCAGCUUUUAAACUCCUAGGACUUGAUCCUGUCAUUAAAAGCCACCAUUUUAUUUUAUUUUUUAUAUAUAAUUUUUAUUAAUGUUUUUUGUUUUACAAUAUAGAAUACUCAUUUAAACAUCAAAAUAUCAAUGACUUCUCUUUCCAUAGUUCAUUUUACAUAUCAUAAAUCCCUGCAUAUUUUACAUAAACUAAACCAUUCAGUAUUCCAUUACAGUGGUACCUCGGGUUACAUACGCUUCAGGUUACAGACUUCGCUAACCCAGAAAUAGUACCUCGGGUUAAGAACUUUGCUUCAGGAUGAGAACAGAAAUCGUGCUCCGGCGGUGCGGAAGCAGCAGGAGGCCCCAUUAGCUAAAGUGGUGCUUCAGGUUAAGAACAGUUUCAGGUUAAGAACGGACCUCCGGAACGAACCUCCAAGUACUUAACCCGAAGUACCACUGUAUUACGUCCAUCAAAACUUAUUUACACUGUUGAAUUUAUCUUAAUGCUGCCAGCGUUUUCAAGUCUACACAAUCCCCCCCCCCAUAUUCAAUAAACAUUUUCCAGUCUUCUCUAAAAGUACCGUAUGUUCUUCUUCUUUUUCUCUUAUUCUAUAUGUUAAAUCCGCAAGCUGUGCAUAUUCCAUCAUUUUAAAACCUUACCUCUUGCUGCUCUCAGCAAUGAAGCUGAACGUUCGAAGAUUCAGGACAGAUAAAAAAACAUACUUCUUCAUGCAGUGCAUAGUUGAACUGUGGAACUCUGUCCCACUGGAGGCAGUGAUGACCACUAACUUAAAGGUAAAGGGACCCCUGACCAUUAGGUCCAGUCACAGACGACUCUGGGGUUGUGGCGCUCUUCUCGCUUUAUUGUCCGAGGGAGCCGGCGUACAGCUUCUGGGUCAUGUGGCCAGCAUGACUAAGCCACUUCUGGUGAACCAGAGCAGCGCACGGAAACGCUGUUUACCUUCCUGCCGGAGCGGUACCUAUUUAUCUACUUGCACUGGUGUGUUUUCGAACUGCUAGGUUGGCAGGAGCUGGGACCAAGCAACGGGAGCUCACCCUGUCGCGGGGAUUCGAACUGCCAACCUUCUGAUCGGCAAGUCCUAGGCUCUGUGGUUUAACCCACAGCGCCACCCGCGUCCCCACCACUAACUUAGAUGGCUUUAAAAGAGAAUGAGUCAGAUUCAUGAAGGUCAUGACCCAUGAUGGCUAUGCUUGGUCUUCCCCAGGAGGCGCGAGUGGUCUUGUGCUUGAGUCCUCCAUGCUGGUUUCCCACAGGCAUCUGGUUAGCGUCUAUGAGAACAAGAUGCUGGACUAGAUGGGCCAUUCAGCAGGCUCUUCUUAUCUUCUUCUGGCCUCUUGGUUUUCCUCCAACUCACAGCAGGCCUUGCUGCCCUUCCCUUUCACCUCUUCCCCACUCCCGUUUUCUUCCCUAACCUCCUAAGGAACACAGAAGGCCAUUCCAGAAUUGCCUGCAGCUAUCUCUAUGGGGAUGGCAUGUAAACCAUCUGGCUUGGUCACUGGGUGUAAAAAAAACCCCAACUGCCACUGGGGCACUGCGGUGUACAUUGUUAGCCGUUAUCUAACUUAUACUCAUCAUUAGAACUACUAAUGCAGGUUUUUAAGUUGCCGUUCACCUGGGGGCAAGUUUUAAUUGACUCCUUGGCAAUCGUUCUCAAGUAGCAAGUUGCACAGUGCUGUUUUGCUUUAUAUUUUUGUUACUUAUUUUAUUUUAUUUUAAAUGCAUUAUCUGCCCUUUACCACCAGGUCCCAGGGCAAGUUACAACAGUUUAAGAUUAAGAACAGUUAAAACAAAUUACAGUAACAGGGAAAAGUGCACCCCCCAACCCCCAACCCCCCACAUCUCAGGUAUCAAAGGCCAAAGUAAAGAGAUAUGCCCUCAGUAUUUGCCAAAAGCAGCAAAAAAGGUAAAAAUGUAAAGGACCUCUUGACGGUUAAGUCCAGUCAAAGCCGACUGUGGGGUGCGGAGCUCGUCUCGCUUUCAGGCCGAGGUAGCUGGUGUUUGUCCACAGACAGCUUUCUGGGUCAUGUGGCCAGCAUGACUAAACUGCUUCUGGUGCAACAGAACACCGUGACGGAAACCAGAGUGCACAGAAACGCCGUUUACCUUCCCACCAGAGCGGUACCUAUUUAUCUACUUGCAAUGGUGUGCUUUCAAACUGUUAGGUUAUCAGGAGCUGGGACUAAGCAAAUCUCACCCCAUCGUGGGAUUCAAACCGCUGACCUUCUGAUCGGCAAGCCCAAGAGGCUCGGUGGUUUAGACCACAGCGCCACCCCUGCAAGUGUCCUGGAAAAAAUGGGACAGCCCCUCCCCCCUUGAGAGCACGGCGGCCCCAAAGAAAGUGCUUUUUCAGGGCCACAAUCCUGUGCUUUUUCGGGGCCGCCUGUCUCCUUACUUACAUCCAGUCCAGGGAUCCAGUCCUCUUUAGACAUAGCGUCGCCAAUGUCAUUCUAGAUCUCUGCAGAGGCUAAAGUAGAAGUAUUUGCCUCUUCCUGUCAUUGGCUCUGACUCUACCCUUGGGGUUUUUGUCUCUCUCCCCCCACCCCAUGAGUCUCUAUGGGCACCAGACUUCAUUCAUCCCAUUUGGGACUUAUGUAGCUCUGGGAGUGAUCUUGCUCUGCCUCUGUUUUACCAUCCAGCGGUGGCCGAUCAGAAUUGUAACCCAAAACAUCUGUAGGGUGGCUGAGAUCGAGUUAAGCAAAUACUUUUUUUUCCACUGGAAAGAAAGCAGAGAGUCUUUCUUUCCUUGUUUGCACCCAUUAUGGAAACCAAAUAACGUCUUUUCCACUGAAGCAAUAGACUCUCUCACCUUGCCUUAUUUUCCACCAUUUCUCACCUUAUCGGUCUUUGGGAUCAGAACUUUGUGGGCAGUCUUCCAAACCAUGAAGUUGCCUGCAUGGUCCAGUGAUUCUCCUCUAGUCUAAACACAACCUCUCUCCCAUUUCUCACCCCACUGUGAGGAUCACAGUUGGCUGCUAAAAAUCAUGGCCCAACUGCACUGGCUGCCAAUUAGUUUCCGGGUCCAAUUCACAGGGCUGGUUUUGACCUACAAAGCCUUAAAUGGCUAUACUUCAAGGACUGCCUCUCCUCACGUGAACAGACCUGGACCCUGCAAUCAUCAUUCACGCGUGCCCUCUCCACAAGAGGUCUGGAAGGUGGCAACACGAGAACAGGCUUUUCUGCAGUGACUCCCCGUUUGUGGAAUGCUCUCCCCAAGGAGGUUUGGCUGGCGCCUUCAUUAUACACCUUUAGGUGCCAGGCAAAAAUGCUCCUCUUAUUUUAAAUGUGUUUAUGGGAGUGGGUGGAGGGAGAGGGUUAUUGGUCUGUGUUUGCUGUUGUUUUGUUCUUUUUAUCAUCUUUUAAUUUUAUGUUGUGAAUUGCCCUGAGAUCUGCGGAGGAUGAGUGGUAUACACAUUUAAUAAAUAAUAAUAUUUCCGGUCAUCAGCUAAGGCACAGAAGGGGAACCCAUCUGGAUAUUUGUCGGACUACAACUCCCAUCGUCCCAGGCCAUUGGUCAUGAUGGGAGUUGGAGUCCAACAAUGUCUGGAGGGCAACAGGUUCACCGCCAUUACUUGCAACACUAUCUUCAGAUGCUUUGUUUUCUUCCCAACAACCUAUGGGGAAACCCAGCCAGAUGGGUGGAGGAGGAGGAGGAGGAGGAGGAGGAGGAGGAGGAGGAGGAGAAGAAGAAGAAGAAGAAGAAGAAGAAGAAGAAGAAGUCACAAUAUGUUUGCACAGGCUUCCAGGGUGGUUAGACAAUGUCAGCCAUUUUAUCAAGCAUUCCCUCUUAUUUCCUUACAGGGUAGUUAUACAAUGCCGUGUCAAGCAGGUGUAUCCCACAUUUCCCCUGUCACUUUCCUUAUUGCAAAAAGUCUUGAUUUGUGGGGUGGGGGAAAGCAUGUUUGCUGUGCAUGUUGUGGAAGCAUCCUACAACCCCCUAUCUUUCCCGGUUGUCAGCCAUUGUUGGCUAGUGUUGAUGGGAUUUGGAUUACAACAACAUCCAGAAGGCCACAGGGUCCUCCAUCCCUGAUCUAAGGGAACGACAAACGCUGCUGGAAAUGGUUGAAACAGAACAGCUGAAAUUUGAAAUGGUUACAAGGAGAUCCUGGUAGAAUGAAUGGAAGUCUGGGUAACAUGAAAGGACAGUCAUCUAAGGGACAAGUGCUUUGUUUUUCCUGUACGCAGUGUUUUGAAAGACAUCUUGACAUUGUUUUCAUUUGAAAGCAUUGUAUCACCAAGGAAUGGGACAAUGCAAAUGCCAAUCAAGGUGUGGUUAAAGGAAAACAUGUUGCUCACUGCUUCACUUGUAAGGAAGAGGGAAAAAACCAGGGCUGUCUCUAGACCACAUUGUGCCCCGGGCGAGGAUAGCCUUUGCCACUCCCUUCUCUUUGUUCAACUUUUGAAUAGCUUCUUUUUCAUUUCCUUGGCAUCCCAGUUCCUGGCUUUUGCAGAUGAUUGUCGUGCAGGACUUCUCCCUGUCAUCAACCACUAUCAAGUUCAGGGCCGGAUUUAGGUUUGAUGAGGCCCUAAGCCAGGGGUCAGCAAACUUUUUCAGCAGGAGGCCAGUCCACUGUCCCUCAGACCUUGUGGGGAGCCAGACUAUAAUUUUUAUGGGGGAAAUGAACAAAUUCCUAUGCCCCACAAAUAACCCAGAGAUGUGUUUUAAAUAAAAGGACACAUUCUACUCAUGGGGACACGGGUGGUGAUAUGGGUUAAACCACAGAGCCUAGGACUUGCCGAUCAGAAGGUCGGCGGUUCGAAUCCCCGCGACGGGGUGAGCUCCCGUUGCUUGGUCCCUGCUCCUGCCAACCUAGCAGUUCGAAAGCACAUCAAAGUGCAAGUAGAUAAAUAGGAACUGCUCCGGCAGGAAGGUAAACGGCGUUUCCGUGCGCUGCUCUGGUUCGCCAGAAGCGGCUUAGUCAUGCUGGCCACAUGACCCGGAAGCUGUACGCCGGCUCCCUCGGCCAAUAAAGCAAGAUGAGUGCCGCAACCCCAGAGUCAGCCAUGACUGGACCUAAUGGUCAGGGGUCCCUUUACCUUUAUUCUACUCAUAUAAAAACACGCUGAUUCCUGGACCAUCCAUGGGCCGGAUUUAGAAGGCCCCCAGGCCUUAGUUUGCCUACCCAUGCCCUAAGCUACUGAAGGUAAUGGGGCCUUUUAUAUGUCCAGCUGUCCUUUGUCAACAACAAAUUGUACCUCUUUUUUGUGUUGAAUAUAUGCUAUAUGGUAAUUUAUGGACCUAAUAGCUAUCUAAAGCCAUUUGCACAUAACAAAUAGGAGCCUACGCAACACAAAACACUGUUGCUGUAUGUAGGUUUUAUUUUAUUUGUUUUUUAUCUUAUAUUUUGGAAAUGUGCAUCCAGGUUUUUUCCCCUAUAAUUUUUUUGGGGGCCCCCAAGAAGUGGGGCCUUAAGCUAUAGCUUGUUUAGCUUAUACGUAAAUCUGGCACUGAUCAAGUUGUAUCCCUGGAUAUGAGCAUAAUCUCUCUCACUCUCACUCUCUCACAUAUAUACACCUUUAUUCUUGAAUGGACACAUGUCAACCUUUCCACGAAAUAAAAGCAAGUUUGUGGGCAUCAGGUCAUAAAAGGAUCUUCUCUGUGGUGGCCCCUGAGAUGUGGAAUAAUCUCCUUUCCAAGGUUUUUCUCGCCCUGUUGUACACAUUUCAUUGCAUACCCUCUAACAUUCCUCAGAUGAAAAUAGGGACAUUUCUCAGUCUCCCCCAACUGACACUUCUCGACCUUCCCCCCAUUUUUCUCUCCUCCCCGCCCCUUACAGAGCAUUUCCUAUCUGAAGAAGGGUAAGUGUCACCAAUGGGACAAAGCACACAGGCCCUCCACCGUCCUGAGAAAACCCAUUAAUAUGUUUUUAAUAUUCUGUUAGGAGCUGCCCAGAGUGGCUGGGGAAACCCAUCCAGAUAGGCGGGGUAUAAUAAUAAUAAUAAUAAUAAUAAUAAUAAUUUAUUUAUACCCCACCCAUCUGGCCAGGCUUCCCCAGCCACUCUGGGCGGCUUCCAAAAAAAUAUUAAAAUACUGUAAUACAUCAAACAUUAAAAGCUUCCCUAAACAGGGCUGCCUUCAGAUGUCUUCUAAAAGUCUGGUAGUUGUUGUCCUCUUUGACAUCUGGUGGGAGGGCGUUCCACAGGGCGGGUGCCACUACCGAGAAGGCCCUCUGCCUGGUUCCCUGUAACUUGGCUUCUCACAGUGAGGGAACCGCCAGAAGGCCCUCAGUGCUGGACCUCAGUGUCCGGGUAGAACGAUGGGGGUGGAGACGCUCCUUCAGAUAUACUGGACCGAGGCCGUUUAGGAGUUUGGAGUUUGGAUUUGAAGGGCUUUAAAUGUCAGCAGCAACACUUUGAAUUGUGCUCGGAAACGUACUGGGAGCCAAUGUAGGUCUUUCAAGACUGGUGUUAUAUGGUCUCGGCGGCUGCUCCCAGUCACCAGUCUGGCUGCUGCAUUCUGGAUUAGUUGUAGUUUCCGGGUCACCUUCAAAGGUAGCCCCACGUAGAGCGCAUUGCAGUAGUCCAAGCGGGAGAUAACCAGAGCAUGCACCACUCUGGCGAGGCAGUCCGCAGGCAGAUAGGGUCUCAGCCUGCAUACCAGAUGGAGCUGGUAAACAGCUGCCCUGGACACGAAUUUGGCCUGUGCCUCCAUGGACAGCUGUGAGUCCAAAAUGACUCCCAGGCUGCACACCUGGUCCUUCAGGGGCACAGUUACCCCAUUCAGGACCAGGGAAUCCUCCACACCUCCCUGCCUCCUGUCCCCCAAAAACAGUACUUCUGUCUUGUCAGGAUUCAAUCUCAAUCUGUUAGCCGCCAUCCAUCCUCCAACCACCUCCAGACACUCACACAGGACCUUCACUGCCUUCACUGGUUCUGAUUUGAAAGAGAGGCUGCAUAUAGCGGCUGCAUAUAGAUGUUGAAAAGCAUGGGGGAGAGGACAGAACCCUGAGGCACCCCGCAAGUGAGAGCCCAGGGGUCUAAACACUCAUCCCCUCCUACCACUUUCUGAACAUGGUCCAGGAGGAAGGAGCGGAACCACUGUAUGACAGUGCCCCCAGCUCCCAGCCUCUCAAGACGGUCCAGAAGGAUGCUAUGGUCGAUGGUAUCAAAUGCCGCUGAGAGAUCCAGCAGAACUAGGAAAUAGCUCUCACCUUUGUCCCUAGCCCGUCGGAGAUCAUCAACCAGUGCGACCAAGGCAGUUUCAGUCCCAUGAUGAGGCCUGAAUCCCGCCUGGAAGGGAUCCAAAUGGUCCGCUUCUUCCAGGCGUGCCUGGAGUUGUUCAGCAACCACUCGCUCAAUCACCUUGCCCAAGAAUGGAAGAGUUGAGACUGGGCGAUAGUUGGCCAUCGUGGCCGCAUCUAAAGAUGGUUUUUUAAGAAGCGGUUUAAUAACCGCCUCUUUCAGCGGGUCUGGGAAGGCUCCCUCACAGAGGGAAGCAUUCACCACCCCACAAAGCCCAUCGCCCAGCCCUUCCCGGCUAGCUUUUAUAAGCCAGGAUGGGCAAGGAUCAAGGAGACAGGUGGUUGGUUUCACUCGUCCAAGCAGCCUGUCCACAUCCUCGGAGGUAACAGAUUGGAAUUGAUCCCACGCAACUUGACUAGACAGGUCUCUAGCACUCUCCCGCCCCGGCCCUGCUCCCACGGUGGCGUCUACCUCUUCCCGAAUCUGAGCGACUUUAUCUGCAAAAAACUUUGCAAAAUCAUUGCGGGAGAUCAUUAUUAUUAUUAAUAAUGAUGAUGAUAAUAAUGCUCUCAGACUAAGCAAAACUCCUCACUGCCACUGCUUCAUACCCUCCUCAAGUGUUUUUGCCUGUCUGGAACAUGUCCUUGAACUCUUGUUUGCCUGGGUGGAGACUACUGAAGGGUUUGGGAGUGUGUGUGGAAAGCAGCCUACUGCACAAGGGUAAGAUGGACAUUCGUUGCUCCACCCAACACUGGCAUGAGGCCCUCAGGCUGAAAAAUAUCCCCCAUUCCUGGGUUAAGCUAAAGUCUCCUCAGUCUAGGUGGGUUUUGAGCUGAAGUCUGAAGGAAGGGUGAGUUGACAGAAGACAGGUCAGGGCUGGACAACAUUUCGCCCUCCAGAUAUUCCUGAAACUCCAACUCCAACCAUUCCUGGUCACUGACCAUGCUUGCUGGGGCUGAUGGGAGUUGUAGUUCAGGAGCAUCUGGAGGGCCAAUGGUCCCCGCACCUGGCAUAGGUGUUCUGGAAGGGACAAAAAGGAAAAAUAAACACUGCCCUUUUAAGAGAGCAAAGUAGCAGCUUAUGGGGGUAGAGUGAAGAGCUUUUGACAUGGGAUCUGUUCAUAGAAUUGUAGAGAUGGAAGGGGCUAUGAGGGUCAUCUAGUCCAACCCCCUGCAAUGCAGGAAUCUUUUGCCCAGCAUGGGGCUUGAACCCUCAGAUUAAGGGUUCUCAUGAAGAACCCUGAGAUUAAGAGUCUCAUGCUCUACCGAUUAAGCUAUCCUUUAAUGGUUUUAUCUUCUGCUUCUUAGCCUUAUGAUGGUGCUUUUAGUAAUUUUGGGUCAUUUGUUUUGGGUCAGAAGGCAUUAGUUAUUUAUUUGUUUCAGUGUUUGUUAGUACAGCUGCAUCUGCAUUUGCUUAUAAAGAAAGCAAGGAGGAAACGUGCAAAGUAAAAAUAUAUGCUUCAUAGUGUUUGCAAUGUGCAGUCUUCAAGCAAAACUUAGAAAUGUGAUUUCUAUUUUUAAAAAAUCAGCAACUGUGCUUAUAAAUGAUAACAACACCCAGAGUUCUUCCCACUGUGUAAAAAUGAUAUAAAAAGUAGAGUAUAAAAAGUAGCAACAGUGCAAGGGAGAUAUGACCAUUUCCACCCACCUCUGUCCUCUGAUAAGGCAAGUGAAGGAGGUCACUCUGGUAUCAAUUUCAGUUUCAGAAGAAUGGGGUGUUGUUUGGUGGUUUGAAUACAAUAGCACAUCAGUUCAGGGAGCGCAAAUGUUGCAGGUUUCCAUUCGCUUCAGGCAAUGCCAAGAAAGGUUUCAAGAGCAUAUCAGUCUUACAGCUUGUAGCAUUACAUUCUCGAUUGCCAGCCUUUGGCAAACCCCCCAAAAUUAAAUGUAUGAUUUUGAUUUUUCUCCAUGGCAAAAUGAUGCCCCACCACUGACAUCCUCAGCAAGGAGUUUUCCUGCAGAAAGAAUACUUUUCAUUGUGUUUAUAUCCUACUUUUUCCUCCAAGGAGCUGAAGGUAUUGUACAUGGUUCCUUAUGCAUUUUAUUUAAUGAGACUCAGCUAAUUAAGUGAGACAUAACACGGCCUGAGGACUAAGCUUCAUGAAUGAUAACGGUCUGAGAAAUCACACUCCCUGUUCUCUAGACUUCCCAGCAUAAUUGUGCUUAUUAGGGAAGAUGGCCUACAAAAAAAUGUGUAUGUGUAUGUUAGGUGUUAUUCACAAUAAAGUGCUGAUGAAUUUUCAGAAAGCAUUAAAAAACAACAACACAAGGGAACAUUCUUUCAUAUGUGGUGGACCUGUAAAAGGGUAAAAGAACAUUGGGGGGAAAUCCAUAAUGAAUUGAAAAAAAUGUUUAAAAGUACUUUCCCCCCCAAAAACAGAGUCCAUUGGGUUGGGGAUAAUUCAGAUGGAAAUUCCCAGGUGUCAAAAAAGGUUAUUUGUGUAUGCCACUACUGUGGCUGGUGUUUUGUUAGCCCCAAAAUGGAAAACGAGUGAGGUCCUAACUAAAGAAGAAUGGCAACUUAAACUGAUGGAAUAUGCACAGCUUGCAGAUCUAUCUUACAGAAUAAGAGAACAAGAAGAAUAUACAUUUAAAGAAGACUGGGAAAUGUUUGUUGAAUAUAUGGGGGGGAAUCGUGUACACUUGAAAAUGUUGGCAGCAUUAAGAUAAAUUCAACAGUGUAAAUAAGUUUUGGUGGAUGUAAUAAUGGAAUACUGAAUGCUUUAGUUUAUGUAAAAUAUGCAGGAAUUUAUGAUAUGUAAAAUGAAACAUGUAAAGAGAAGAAGGGAAGUCACUGAUAUUUUAAGAUUGUUUAAUUGAAUAUUCUAAAUUGUAAAACAGAAAACACACACACACGUAAACUGCAAACUGAUGUGGAAAUGCAGAGAACUGAACUUAAGAUUGGAAAAAUGAGAAACCGUAAUUUAGAGCUGAUAACGUCAAAGCCUUGGGGUUGGAAGCUGAUCUGAUUGGGUCACCCAUCCCUACUUGCCAGCUUAGAUCCAUGCUAAUGCUGGACUCCUGGCUGACAAGAGUGAGCAAAAAGGUGACACUGGCAGCAAGAUGCAUUGCUGACGAAGGAGUGAAGGAAGGAGACUGCAAAGAGCAAGGGAGGAACGAAAGAGCCACAGCAACUUGCCUGGAGCAGGACAACCCAGUUGGAUCAGCUUCCAACCCUAAGGCUUUGACGUUAUCAGCUCUUAACCUGGCGGUUGUCAACCAACAGAUUUUUAUGGAUCCUAUCUUUCCAUCAGAAGUCAGUUAGAAAACUCCGCUAGGCUCUUUGUUGUUUUCUGUUCUCUUGCCACUGCUGAUAAGGCAGGUUGUGACUUCACCUUUCCUACAUGUCCCUUUCAGGUCGCUUCGACAGGUACAUUCUGGCAUGGGCCAUUCAAACACCUAUAAGAACACAGGAAGCCCGUCUUGCACCAUGGCUGGCCAUUGGUCCAUCUAAGUCAAUCAACCAAAUAUGUAUUACGGUCAUAGAACAGCAUAAGUAGGGUGGGGUACAAUCAUGUGUAAAAUGUUUUGGAAAGCUAAAAAGUAUUAAAACAGAAGGUAUAUCUAAAAGGAGAGAUGCGGCUGGCGCUGUGGGUUAAACCACAGAGCCUAGGACUUGCCGAUCAGAAGGUCGGCGGUUCGAAUCCCUGUGACCAGGUGAGCUCCCAUUGUUCGGUCCCUGCUCCUGCCAACCUAGCAGUUCGAAAGCACGUCAAAGUGCAAGUAGAUAAAUAGGUACCACUCCAGCGGGAAGGUGAACAGUGUUUCCGCGCGCUGCUCUGGUUUGCCAGAAGUGGCUUAGUCAUGCUGGCCACAUGACCCGGAAGCUGUACGCUGGCUCCCUCAGCCAAUAAAGCGAGAUGAGCACCGCAACCCCAGAGUCGGUCACAACUGGACCUAAUGGUCCGGGGUCCCUUUACCUUUACCUAUAUCUAAAAGACUAUAGGAAAAAUCUAAAAGAAACUAAAAGAAUCUAAAAGAAGGGUUAGGAAGAAGAAGAAGAGUUUGGAUUUGAUAUCCCGCUUUGUCACUACCCGAAGCAGUCUCAAAGAGGCUAACAUUCUCCUUUCCCUUCCUCCCCCACAAUAAACACUCUGUGAGGUGAGUGAGGCUGAGAGACUUCAAGGAAGUGUGACUAGCCCAAGGUCACCCAGCAGCUCUUGCCACAUUAAACGGAUAUGAAAGAGCAUAAAAGGUUAGUAUAUAAAAGACUACAACUAUCAGUGCAGAGAGCACUCUGAUGUGAGUGUUCAUUCAAUCUAGUUUGUGGCACAGGUCAUCAUCUGACAAAUUUUGAAUGCUGCUGUGCAGAAUCUGGCAGCAAUGUAUGUUGUAGCAGGAUUGGUAUCUGACAGCAGCUGGGAGGUAUAAAAUAAAAUUGUCCUGUGUGCCCUGGGUACAGUGGUACCUCAGGUUAAGUACUUAAUUCGUUCCAGAGGUCCGUUCUUAACCUGAAACUGUUCUUAACCUGAAGCACCACUUUAGCUUAUGGGGCCUCCUGCUGCCGCCGCGCCACCGCUGCACGAUUUCUGUUCUCAUCCUGAAGCAAAGUUCUUAACCUGAAGCACUAUUUCUGGGUUAGCGGAGUCUGUAACCUGAAGCAUAUGUAACCUGAAGCGUAUGUAACCUGAGGUACCACUGUACUUAUGGAGUAGUGGGGAGAUGAGGCUAAUAUGAGUGUCUCCAUACAGUAUAGGCACUGGAGAAGCACAUGCUCUAUUGUUUCUAUCUGACCAGAGUCACAGGGGCAUUGUCUCUCCGAGUAAGCAAUCUUCCUGUAACGACCUACAAUGACAGCCGAGGGGAGGGCGUGACAUCGUGCCAGGGUAAAAGCUCUCCGGAGCUUAGGGACUUUGAGUUUAGCUAGAUAUGCUAUGGGGGAGGCAGAGUACCUGGUGGAUUCAUUGGCAGUUAAAGUUGACAUCCUGGCUAAAUCCAAUCAGCGCUCCGUGUCUGCUACAUGUUGUUCAAUGAGUCCAUCCAGUGGCGUAGCGUGGGUUGUCAGCACCCGGGGCAAGGCAAGUAAUUUGCGCCCCCUAACCCGUGGAUUUGCACCCCCUAACCCUAACCCCCAGAUGUUGCGCCCGGUGCAGCCGGCCCUCCCUGCACCCCCCACGCUACGCCACUGAGUCCAUCUAUCUCAGUAUUACCUGCACUGACUGGCAGAGGCUCUUCAGGGUUUCAGGCUGGAUUCUCUUCCCAGCCCUACCAAGAGCCAGUGUGGUGUAGUGGUUAAGAGCGGUGGACUCGUAAUUUGGUGAACCAGGUUCGCCUCCCUGCUCCUCCACAUGCAGCUGCUGGGUGACCUUGGGCCAGUCACACUUCUUUGAAGUCUCUCAGCCCCACUCACCUCACAGAGUGUUUGUUGUGGGGAAGGAAGGGAAAGGAGAAUGUUAGCCGCUUUGAGACUCCCUAGGGUAGUGAUAAAGCGGGAUAUCAAAUCCAAACUCUUCUUCUACCAGGAGAUUGAACCUUGGACUGUCUGUAUGCAGAGCAUGUGCUCUCUCACUGAACUACGGCUCUUUCUGAGUCAUCAAGUGGCCAUCAAGUAAGCAUCCUUCUGAAAGCAGAUAGUCUAAUGCUCAAGGCCCGUGCGUUCAUUCUGGUUUUCUCUUAUCUGUUAGUACCAGGUUCUGAAGGCCACUGGCUAUUGCUGUUUUCAUGUUACAUUUUAGCUUCAUUGGAUUUCUGGGUUAUAAACUCAUUUGGUUAUCUGCCAUAAGGAAAGCCAGUGUAGUAAUUUAAAAAUAAAUAAAUGUGCAUGGAUGAUCCAGGAAGAGUUCUACAGUGGAACCUUGGUUGUCAAACAGUUUGGCUCCUGAACAAAUUGCCUCCCAAAUGUCGCAAACCCAGAAGUGUUCUGGUUUGCAAACGUUUUCUGAAAGCCAAACGUCCGACGCAGCUUCUAAUUGAGUGCAAGAAGCUCCUGCACCCAAUCAGAAGUCACGCCUUGGUUUUCAAAUGGUUCUGGGAGUCGAAUGGACUCCCGGAACGGAUUAAGGUCGACAACCAAUGUACCACUGUAUUUAUCUUUGACAUAAUCAAGAGGGUAUAGGAUGAAAGUUGCCUUCUAAUAAUAAUAUACCGUAUUUUUUGCUCUAUAAGACACACCAGACUACAAGACGCACCUAGUUUUUGGAGGAGGAAAACAAGAAAAAAAAUAUUCUGAAUCUCAGAAGCCAGAACAGCAAGAGGGAUCGCUGCGCAGUGAAAGCAGCAAUCCCUCUUGCUGUUCUGGCUUCUGGGAUAGUUGCGCAGCCUGCAUUCGCUCCAUAAGACGCACACACAUUUCCCCUUACUUUUUAGGAGGGGAAAAGUGAGUCUUAUAGAGCAAAAAAUAUGGUAAAUAGUCCACCUGUCCAGCCAUGCACAGCUAUACUCACCUCUAUCCAGAAGUCUGUUUCCAAAACUUCUCUCAUUUGUUGCUCUGAAUAUACAGCUUCCUCCCUUAAAUCUCAUCUCUUCACCAGCUCCCUGUCUAUUCGGAGAUCAUUGCAAAACUCCUUAUCCUGACCUUUAAUACAGUGGUACCUCGGGUUACAUAUGCUUCAGGUUACAUACGCUUCAGGUUACAGACUCCGCUAACCCAGAAAUAGUACCUCGGGUUAAGAACUUUGCUUCAGGAUGAGAACAGAAAUUGUGCAGUGGCAGCGGGAGGCCCCAUUAGCUAAAGUGGUGCUUCAGGUUAAGAACAGUUUCAGGUUAAGAACGGACCUCCGGAACGAAGUAAGUACGUAACCAGAGGUACCACUGUAUUCCCCUCCCUGUUUUAUCUCUGGUCCCAUAUCAUGAUAAAUGAUAUAUAUAUCAUGAUAUAUAUAUCAGCAGGAAAUGCAGCCCCACCUACCUCUGAUCUACAUGGUGACUAAGGGCUCUCCCCUUAGUCACUACCCAUCCCAUUCCUCUAUCACAUAGGUAGGAUCCGCUACCCCACUAUGGCUACAUUACUUUAGGUGGCUUCAACCAUUCCUGAGAAAACAGCCAUUCAUAAGAACUUACAUGUUUCAUCUCCCAUUAACUGAGACAACUUUGUGGCAGGGUUACCUCCAUUCAUCAACAUGAUCUCUGUGGACGCUAUCAGUUGUGCUGAUAUAUUCCUUUCCCUUAUAUUAAUCUGUAAUUGGCAGACAGGGUUUUUUUGUUUUUAAUGAUUAUGCCUUGUUUCUUAUUGACAACACAAUUAUGAAAACUCAGUAAACACUUUAUUAAGUGCAAUAGGUUAUCUUUCAGAAAGGAGAGGGCAGCUGAUAGGGUGAAAGUUUUAUUUGUCAAGACGAGGGGCUCCAGGUAUUGCUUUUCUUCAUCUCUGGCCAUCGGCUAUGUUGGCUGGGGCUGAUGAGAGUUGGAGUCCAACAACAUCUAGGGAGCCACAGAUUCCCCACUCCAAAGCUCUAAGAAGAAGAAGAAGAAGAAGAGUUUGGAUUUGAUAUCCCGCUUUAUCACUACCCGAAGGAGUCUCAAAGUGGCUAACAUUCUCCUUUCCCUUCCUCCCCCCCCCCCAACAAACACUCUGUGAGGUGAGUGGGGCUGAGAGACUUCAAAGAAGUGUGACUGGCCCAAGGUCACCCAGCAGCUGCAUGUGAAGGAGCAGGGAAGCGAACCCAGUUCACCAGAUUACGAGUCCACCGCUCUUAUCCACUACACCACACUGGCUCUCUAAGGAAGAAACUGUACCAGUAUUUCUAAUUUGCUAAACAAUUAACAAAAAUCAACGUCAAAAAUAGAUACUUAUAAAUUGCCUUUGCAUCCCAGGAGCACAGAACUGCAUAGCUGACCCCACCCCACCCCAUUUUACCCUCACAACAAUCCUUUAGGCUAAGAGGUAGUGAUUGCUCCAAGAUCACCCAGGAGCCCCAUGGCUGAGUGAAAAAUUUAAGCCAGAUCAUCCCAGCCUUAGUCCACAAGUCUAAAUGCUACAUGUGUAAUUGGGGUGAUUUAAAAAAUAAAUAAACCAGUGACUUGUUUUUAGAAAAUGCAACUCUAAAAGGUUUAAAGGUUCAAUUUCCAGUCAUGAAACUCCCAUUUCAUGUGUUGCUGGACUUAUGUCCCACUAAGUUCAAUGGGACUGUCAGUCUCACGCAAGUGUUGAAAGCCAGUGUUAUAAGAAAAAACUGCUCCUUUUCGCUUAUCAGGUAUCCAAGAGCCCGUAUAGUCCUUAAUUGGGUUCUCUAUCAGCAGGAGAAAAUAACAGAGGCCAACCAGAGUAUACUGAGAAGCAAAGCAGCUAGUAAGCCUGAUCUUUAUUGCAAUAAAAAAGUACUGUUGCAACAGGGUCCCCACUCCCCACACAAAGGAGGGAGGAAAGAAUCCAGAACAAUGGUGCACAAGCCCUUAUAUAGACUUUUGAAAUUGCCCACCCUGUAGCUCAAGACCACCCCCCAAAACAUCAUAUAUACAUCACAGAAGGAGGCUGUCUACAGCAGAAAUCCUGUCUGCCAGGAUACCUGAUAAUGGUCACUGAUUGCUUUACCUGGGCAGCCUAGCCCUUCUUUUGUGUUGGGAAAUACUUUAGUUCCUGAAUUCAGGUCACAGGCUCACCCUAUUAAUACACAAAUACACCCUUUAUGACAGGAUUUGCAAGCAAAAGACAAUGUGAAGGCUUUCCCCAUUUUCCUCCCUUACUGCAGAGGAAUAUUUGAGGUCACUGGGAGAGUCAAAAUGGCUUCAGGAUGGCUCUCCUGUACUAUUUCAGACACGUGGUUUAUAUACUUAUGUAUGUGUUUGCCUCGUCCAUUUCUGAACAUUUAAUUUAUGUUUGAGACCUUAGAAUUCUUAUAUCACCAGUGUGGCAUAGUGGUUGGAGUGUUGAACUAGGACCUAGGUGACCAGGGUUCAAAUGCCCACUCGGCCAUGAAGCUCACCUGGGUGAGCUUAGGCAAAUAUCUCACCCUCAGGCUAGCCUACCUUACAGGGAUGUUGUUGAGGAUAAAAAUGGCAAAGAGAAGUAGAAGUAUGUAAGCUACCUUGAGCUCCUUAGAAGAAAGGUGGGAUAUAAAUCAAAUAAAUAAUUUAUUACAAUUAGCAUGCAGCCUUACUUGGGUGGAAAAUAACCUAGCUCUAUCGGAACAAGCAAUCAUUUCCUUAUAAGUGAGCCUAUAUUGACAUCUAGUGGUAAAAAAGAGAAAGAAACAGUAAGGCUUAUUAUCUCAAGGCUUAUUUGCCUGACAAACUUGUAUCGGUUUCAUAACCGUCUUAACAGUUCUGGCAUUGCUGUUCCCCCGAGAUUCCUGGAAAUUGAUGAGAGAUUAGUGAACUGACUGGCCAGGACCAAGAAAUCGGUUUCACAAUAGGAAACACCAUCAUUUAACUUUAAAACAAAAACAAAACAAAAAACAUAUUCAGGACGAUUAUUAUUAUUAUUAUUUUACUAAGAGAAGGGAGAGGGACCCAAAAAGUGGAAGGGAAAAGAGGAAGAUUGUAGAAGACAGGAAGAGAUGAAUAUGCACUAUUCAAAAAUUAAAAUUUGCUAUAAUGUUGUAGGUUCAGGUUAUAGGCGAGUCUCUGGUCCAAACAGACGGAAAACUACUGCAUCCAGUCCAUCAAAGCUUAUCCUACAAUGCAACCCCUCCCAGAAUUACAAUACUAAGCACACUUGUCUAAACGUAAGUCCAAUGGAACUCGGUGGGGCUUUCUCCUGAGUAAACAUUUUACAAGAUUGCACUGUAAUCUGCCAAGGUGGUGCAAGACCCUGUUUGUCCAUUGCACACAGCUCUGAAGAUUACAGCACUUUAUCUUGGCUUUCCUGCCUUAUAGGCUAACAGAGAUGCUCCUUUGAAUACCAGUAUUUGUGUGUUCUGUUUAACAAACUAUCACUCUCCUUACUAGGUCAGGGUUCCUUUCCAAGAGCUUAUUAUUAACAGACUCUGCUAUUACUCCCCACCCACCAGUCACCUCCUUUCCCCUCCAAUGCAAACUCUUUAACAUUUAAAUUCAAAAUAACUCCGCCCACAGUCCAAUCUGUGCCUCCCAAUUGCCAGCCAAUGGGAGCUCGCGUCCCAGAGCUACUGGCCAAUGAAAGUGAAGCAGGAAGCUGGCCUGGGGGAGAAAAACCAAAGAAAUAUAAUGGCUAGAACAGCCUAGAGGCAAACCAUAGCUAAGCAAACCGACGACCCAGUAAUCUGGAGGGCCAAUAACAGGGAUAGAAAAUUAUACAGAUCUUCAGUGAGGUUUGCUCCUAGGUAAGCGUGCAACUGGCACAGGCAAAAACCCCAGGACACUUCCGGCCUAAGAACUGAUUUUCCAUAGAGAGAAGUCCAGAGCGGCAGGAUUACUUUUUAGCCGGAAGUUCGGCCUCCACGUCUUCCUAGAUGAAGGGGAGAGGGAAUCCGCUCUUCCGCCACUCAAGCAGUUAGCCAAUCAGAAGAAGCCCAGCGCUGUUUUGUAAAAGGAACAGGAGUCCGAAGGAGCUCGCGAGAGCGGGGCGGAGCCUAGGAAGCCACCCGGGCCAAUGGCGAGGGCGGCUGCGAGGCGCCUUGAAGCCAAUCAGAAGAGCGGAGAGGGGAGCGCGCCAGCAGUUCGACUGAGGGAUGCGCGCAGGAGAUAAUGGCGGCGGCGACAUAAGAAACGGGGGCCUGUUUUUAUUCUGAAGCUGUGGUGCGGUUGAUCCCGAGGGGGCUUAGAGAAGCUAGUGGGGCCCUUUUAAGACUUGAAAAUAGCAGUUAACCGAGUGCUCCCUUAGUAUUAAGCUGUUACUCUUAUUAAGAGCCCCCUUUUAGGGAGGGUUGGGGGGAGAAGGUGGCAGUGAGGGGCGUGAGAGGAAUUCGCUGGGGAGGUUUGUUAAUGCAGGGGGUGGGGGAGGGGCAAUAGGACUUAAAUCUUAAGGGAAACGUAUUUUUGGCGUCCCAGGCAGAAUAGAAAAUUCAGUUUGUUUACAAGCCUGGCCCUAAGAAUGCUUGCUUGGAAGUAAGUUCCCCCAGUUGCCUCUUCAGUGGGGCUACUCUUUCUUAAGGAAGUGUAUCCAGGAGCAGCCUUGGGAUGCUAAGGCAAGGAGGCUGAGCUGGGUUUGUCCUUAGAUUGCCGGCUGGUUUAUGUAAUCUGCAUUUUUGUGAGCGCCGCCCUGGACUGCCGGACCGCAGGCACCAUACCAAAAAAAAAAGCACUUUCUGUAGCGUCAUGACUUGCUCCUACAAUGUGGUUUUCCUGUUGGACACUGCCAGUUCUGAGCGGAAGAUUCACCUUCACCUGGGCACCUUGAGGAUCUUGAACUACUUGGGCUGCAAGUUUGGCCUAGCUAAAAUCCGGUGGGGCUUCAAGUUCUUUGACUCCUCAGGCGCCCGGGGCAGAACUUCGCGAGUGGGCAAUUUCCGUGAGCUUGGAUCCCGCAGUUGGGAAGAAUUCGAGGAGGAGCUGGAUGCAAAGUUUGGAAACCAGGACUGCAACCCAAAGUCAUCUGGCUCGGUACCCCGAGCCACACUCACUCAGAACAUACUGAAAGAAUCGUUACUUGACUAUCAGUGGGACCGGCCUGAAAUUGCUUCGCCAUCCAAACCAGUGUUGAGGAACCAGAAAAGCAAGUUAACUGUGACCCUGAACAAACCUCCAGGGAGUUAUAUUCCUUCUGAGGGCUUCGUGAAUGCUAUUUUCCUCUUCUCUCCUUGCCCUCAUUCCCAGAGGGAGCUGCUGCAAUUUGUUUCUGGAAGUCCUACUCAUUUCUCUGAUGAACUGCUUGCUUCAUGUGAUCUGACAGAAAAGUUCAUCCCUAAGAGAAUCCGGGAAAUGAUGGCUAGCCAGAAAAUCUCAUUGUAUUGGGUGGACACUGCUGACUGGAUCAAGGUAAUAUGAGAGAAUUAAUCAUUAUGGAUGCUGCAUCACAAAUGAUUACCCUGCCAUCUUAUGUGGCAUGUUGCUAGUUUUGUUUGUUUCCCUCUCUUCCCCAAAGAAGCACAUGGUGUCAAAUGCUGGGCUUGCCAUUUUAUCCUCCCCCAAACUUGUUAAUGUAGGUUAGGCAGAGAGAGAGAUUGGUGGUUCAACCAGCACUGAACAGUUGUUUUCAUAGCAAUAUUUAAUAACAAAAAUUGCAUAAUUGAAAUCUCUCAGACCAUAAUAUUUCUUUUCCCUCUGCUUGUAGGCAGAAUACAUUGUAUCAUUAGCCUUUGGUCAUCCUACUAAUAUCACUAACCUGAGCCUUUCUGUUGCCUUGUUUCAGCUUCUUGGAACGUCAGACCACAUUGGCUACUGGAUGUUGGUUGAACUGAUGCGCUUAUUGGGAGGCAACAUCUUGCCAUCUGAGACUUUAAUUCAGUGUUUGAGUCACCAAUGUACAGGGGCUACCCCUGACUUUCCUAUGGAGCCUGUGUCCUCUGGGCAACCAUUCACACCAUUGACUACAACCCUGCCUUUUGAUUCAACUUUGAACUGCCUGUUUACCUCGCCUUCCUCAUUGCAAGCGUCCUUCCCUCAUGUAGAAGGAGUGUUGUACCUCAAAUCUGAUGGUAAUGAAAGUCUGUUUUGGCAAUCAUUCGUAGCCGAGUAAGAUUGUCUUCCAUAAACACGGCUUUAACAGUGAGGCCGUAAGUGACUGUGGAGGCCAAUUCUGGAUCCACACGUCCUUCCACAGUGGGGAGAUAGGUUUCCGGGUGGGUGUUGGUCACGGUGAGGGUUUGCCAAACAUGCCUUCCUCUUAGCACGUUUUCCCCUUUCAUCCUGAGUUCGAGCAUCUUCAAAGCCCAUGACACCUUUGGUAAAGGCUGUCCUGGUCCAGCUGGAGCGCUCACAGGCCAGUAUUUCCCAGUUGUUCACCACCAGCAUGACACUUUCCAUUUUUAAGUUCGGAAUAGAGUCAUUACCAUCAAUAAUGAUGGUAAUGAAAGUAAUGCCUGGAUAUAGCCAGCAAGUACUUCUUUUCGCUUUUCUGUACAGCUCAAGUGCUGUGAAAAGGAUACAUUAUUCCAGCGCUGGGUAACUUGUGGUCCUCCAGAAGUUGUUGGAUACCAACUUGCAACAGCCCCAACCAGCAUGACAAGCGGCCAGAGAUGAGCUGUAGGAUCUCCAUCCCUGUUUUGUUCUUUUAAGUAGUUGUACUUUCAAACUGACCAAUUAAAUUGUUUCCCAAUUGCAGAUGUUUCUAAAUUCUUCAGCAAACAAUUAGGGUAACAAUGAAGUUGUUCUCUGGAAAGCUGCUGUCUUGAGUCUUAACUUAAAUGUGAGAUUGUUAAUCUUUUAGCUAAAACAUGUAGCUUGUUGCUGAGAGCAUCCUUAUAAGAAGACUGAGAGACAGCAAAUGUAAUACCUGCGUUAGUAUUAUUACUAACAUCUGUCUCAACUAAACUUGUAAGAAGCUAUAAGGAUCAGUUCUAUGCUUCUCAACCUAGUAAAUAAAGUGUAAAUCUCUUUAUUUUUUCCAUAGUCGCUGAGUUCUCAGUUAAUUAAUAAUUUAUUUCCUGCUUUAAUUAACUAUUUCUAUUCCAUUUUAAAAGCUCUUAAACCUUAACUCUUGUGUUUUCCCUUAAACAGGAGUUGAAGAGGCACAAAGCUGUGGUGUAGUCUUGGAGCCUCUAACUCUAAGCCAGAGGCACCUCAAAAGUCCAGUCAAUAUUACUCUGAAAUGCACUAUGACCAGCUGGAAUGCAGUGCAUGCUGGGAGCUUUCACACACAGAGCUGGAUACUGCGAAGCACAUUGUCAGGACUGUCAGUCCAAGAGACUUCAUUGUUUCAGCAGUUUGUAAAAUCCCUCCAAGCACAAGGGCUACACAUGGUAAGGAUUGUGUCUGUUCAAAAUAGCAACUCUCAUUUAGCUGUGAAGAGCUAGCUAGUUUUCAAUAUUUAUUUGUCACAUUUAUGACUCAUUCUACUUGUUGAGCGUUCAGUAGUACAUGUAUCACUUUUUCCAGGGGAGAUCUUAUAUUAGCCUGAGUUGCACCUUUCAAAACCUCAGAUAUAGAGCUGAAUCAGAUAUUUUGGCACCAUUCUCUAGUCCAGGGAUUACCAUACUGUGGUCUGUGAACUGCUAGUGGUCCAAGACCUUCAUUCAGGUAGUCUGUGGUGUAUCUAUAAAAAUACAUUUACAUAUCCUACAGCAUCUAGCACAGAGUGCAAUACCCUUUCCACAACAGGCAGAAAAGUCAUUAAGUGAUUUACCAAGAUUCUGAGCAGUUUUCAAGUGGUCCAUGUCUAUGCACUACAAAUACUGAGGGUUGUCCUGAAUACUGAAUAGUGUUUCCUUUCUGAGCAAAGGUAGAGCUGCCUACAUGAUUUUUUUUUUCUUCCUUACCUUUUUGAAAGGUUGCUGAAGUGUCUCCAUCUGGGGCCUAUUGUCCCUGUACUGGGAUUUUCUCUCCCACCUCGAAUACCACUGCAGUUCUUUCUUUACUCUGUGCCGAGAGAGCACCAGAAGUUGAGAGAGCCUUCCUUCAAACAGCUCUAGAAGGGAAUCUUUCGAAAGAGGAGUCUAGCCUUCCAGAAAUCGUGAGCGGCGUGGUAAAUCAAGUUGGUGAUGACUUUGAUCUGGCAAGUUCUGGUACGUUUACAUGCUUGCUUGCUUAGAACUUUCCAGUGAACCCCACCCAUGUUGUUUCGUCUGCUGAGGAAUCCUCAGGCCUGCUGUGCCUCUUGUUUUAUUUAUUUAUUUAGAUUUUUAGCCUCCCUUUCAAUCAACUGGUUUACAAUGGAUUAUAACCACACAUAACAGACACACAACUUUUCAGCCCUGAAUUCUCUUUGGUUGGAGCCAAGGCACACUUCCAUUCAGCUGUUCAGUUGGAGCUAAGUGAUUUCCAGGAGAGUGUGGGUGGGGAGAGAGCAAGCUCCCUACAGCUGCUCCUUCUCGUCAGUGGAUGAGGCCAGAGUGGUCUUCCCCUUGCCAUGAUGUUCUUCCUGGGUGAUGCAGGAAGAACAUCAUGGGGGAUGCAUCAAGGGGAUGCAGUUUCCCAAUGGCCCUUGGUUCCAUAGUUCCAACAGAAAUCAACCAGAGUUGCUUCCCUUCAGUUCUCCACUAACAGUGCCCUACUUGAAUUGAGAAACAUGCCCUUAAAACAUAACCCACCUUCUCUUGCAGCUGCACAUUGCAGGGGAAAGUUGGUAACGAGGAGAAAGGCAUCUUUAAUCAGAGCAUCUCAUUGAGAAACCCCAGAUAACUAUCCAAGAAACUCCAGUGUUUGCUGGAAUAUAGCUUUAAAGCCACUGGUCUAAAAGAGUGAUGCCCUGCCUGUUUAAAGCAGUUUUGUGGGCAAAAUGUAUCUAAUGUCUGUGGUGUGUUGGGGAGGACGGGGUGUUUGAAUCUUUGCUCUGGUUAGUUUGCUAUAGACUCAUCCAUAUUGUUGGAAAGUAGAAUUGUACGCAGAUGACUUGGAAAAUGAACUCUGGGGAAUUAAUUUCUAAGUAAUUGAAAUAAAAUAUCACCUUGAAGUAUUUUUUUAAAAGAAAAGUAUGGCAUAAUAAAUAGUUAAAUAACUAAAUAAACAUGCAUAACAUUUGCAGCAACUUCAUUCCUAACUGUGGGAUAGACUGCAGUCGUUACAAUUCUUGGAUGUUUUUAUUCUGUCUUUGCAGACCCAGCAGAAACUCUGAUUCCAGAGUGGGCACAGCAGGAGCUGUCCUGCACCCACCCCUGGAGUCCUGCCGUGAUUGAAGGCUGGUACUCUUUCUCAAACCUCUGUGGAGCAAGUUCUCACUUGAUGGAAUCAUUCAGGUGAUUCUUUUUUGCUCUGCCUUCAAAGCCAGUCUAAUUUUGGGAAGAGCAGGUCUGUGAUGUGGAGGGUUCUAUAAUCAGCCUUACAAAAUAUACAGUCGUACCUUGGAAGCUGAAUGGAAUCCAUUCCGGAAGUCCGUUCGACUUCCAAAACAUUCGGCUUCCAAGCGCAGCUUCCAAUUGGCUGCAAGAAGCACCGCCAGACAUUCAGCUUCCAAAAGAACGUUCACAAACCAGAACACUCACUUCCGGGUUUGCGGUGUUCAGGAGCCAAAACGUUCAACUGCUAAGGCGUUUGUCAACCAACGUAGGACUGUAUUUGUAUUGGCUAUGCCUUAUCAGUUUUUUUUUCUUCUUCACAUGGUAUUUCCAUGUUAUUUCCAUGGUAUUUCCAUGUUAAAUAAAUGCAAAAUUAGAAUUAUAUAAGAUAUGGUUUUCAGAGCUUCACAUUUCAACAUGAAUGAAUAUGUCCUAUUCGGACAAGAGAUUGGCCUCAGGUCUAGGAUGACUAGGAAGACUUGCAGAGUUCAGCGGAGCUGGUUAGACAUGCUACAUAUUGCAAGCUUUCAACUGUAGUGGAAAGGAAAAUCUUUGCUUUUGCUGUCAAAAUAAGAUUUAUAAACAGAAGCAAUCUUUCCCUACACAGGUUGCUGCAGGCAGGGUCUUCUACUGAGGAAAAGGAGGCUCCAAAGCAUGAAAGGGAACUUACCCACUGUCUGUCUGAAUUUUACCAGAAGAAAGCCUCUGGCAUCUCUGCUACAUCCCAACAGCGGGAUCACAGGAAGAGACGUAUGCACAUUCCACUGUCACUUGUCUACCCUCUUCCAUUCUUCAAGAUAGCUGCCUCUCUUGUGCUUUAAUAAACACUCUGCUUCUACUUUCAUUUUUUAAAAAGCUACUUUAUAUGCAUGUGGUAUUCUUUUCUUCUGUUGGAUGUGGUUCACUAUGAUUUCUCUAACUCCAAGUUAUGCCUAUGUCUAUUGAUUUGAGCAGGCGAAGUUCCCCGGACUCCUGUUAGGCAAAAAAUGAAGACCAUGCCUCGCUCCCUUCAAAUGCUAAACGCUGCAAGGCUGAAUGUAAAGGCUCAAAAGUUCCAGCCAGAUGGAGAGCUGCCAGUCAGUGAGAAUGUUUCCCAAAAGUUAUUACCGAGAAGAUUGAAUGAUAAAGUGGAAGAAAGGGGGGAAGCAAAGAAAACCAAGAUAGGUAUGUACAAAAUGAAGUCCUCUGCCCAUCCUGUGUUUUGGAGAGUGCAAGAGAGAGGCUUUGUAGGAGAAGCAAUGGGUUUUGCAAUGGCUUCGGAAGUAGAGGGGGAAGGAAAAUGUUUAGAAUAUUCUAGCUACAAGAGCAUGAGUAGAAGGCACUGUGCUAAAUGUAGUAGAAUUGUGGAGUAUUUCUUGCUACUGUUGGCACCAGUAUGGGGACUAGUGCAAUCUGUGAGCCAAGGUAUGAGAAACCUGCAAUGGUAGAAUUGCUUUUUUAUUGCUCCCUCACUGGAAAAAGCAUUUAUGAAAGAACGUUCUUUCAUGUGUGGUGGACCUGUAAAAGGGUAAAAGAGUAUUGGGAAAUCAUUUAUAAUGAAUUGGAAAAAAAAUGUUUAAAAGCACCUUUCCAAAAAAGCCUUUCCAAAAAACCCCAGAGUCCUUUUUGUUGGGGAUAAUUCAGACUUAAAUUCCCAAAUGUCAAAAAAUGUUUUGUUAGCCCCAAAAUGGAAAACGAGCGAGGUCCCAACCAAAGAAGAAUGGCAGCUUAAACUGAUGGAAUAUGUGCAGCUUGCGGACCUAACAUACAGAAUAAGAGAACAAGAAGAACAUGAAUUUAGAAAAGAUUGGAAAAUGUUUAUUGAAUAUACGGGGGGAAAUUGUGUACACUUGAAAACACUGGCAGCAAUAAGAAAUAUUCAACAGUGUAAACAAGUUUUGAUGGAAGUAAUAAUCGAAUACUGAAUGGUUUAGUUUAUAUAAAAUCUGCAGGGAUUUAUGCUGUGUAAAAUGAACCAUGGAAAGAGAAGGGAAGUCACUUAUAUUUUAAGGUUGUAUAAAUGAAUACUCCAAAUUGUAAAACAGAAACUUUAAUAAUUUUUUUUUUUAUAAAAAAAGGAAAAAGCAUUUAUGGUUGCCUACCUCGUGGGUAGUCAACACGGUGUCCUCCCGCUGUGGUCAUACUUGAAUUCCCUUAGCCCCAGCCAUCAUGGCCCAGUGGUUGGGGUAAUGGAAGUUCAAGUCCUGUCUACACCUGGAGGACACCAUGUGGCUACCCCUGGCCAUUCCUUUCUUUUACCUAAUAAGGUAUGUGUUUCAAAUAAUCCUUUAACACUAUUCCUUAAGUGUUUGAUUGCAUGAACUGUUCAUGGCAAGUUCCUGAUUCCCCCUUCCCACUUUGGUUUACCUAUGUGUGCAUUUGUUUUGUAGGCUUCAGGACUGAGGAGGAGAUGCUUUCUUUUAUAUCUACAAACUACCAGAAGGCGGUGACAAGCGGAGAUAAUUUGUUUGCGUAUGCCCAGGAGACGGUGGCAGCUGUUAAUGCGUUGCAGAAAUCAAAUGAGGUAGGGUAGCUAGACAUGCCUGCUUUUCCAUUUAAAUAUAAACAUAUAGGAAGGUGUUUGGGGGUAGGAAGAAUGUACAACAGGUUCUUAAAACAGGAGGCGAUUUCAUGCCAUUUUAGAGUUGGAAUGAAAAUGGAAGAAAAUGCUGGAUAUUCAGGCAGCAGCACCAAUGAGGCCUUUCUUUACAGAUCUCUGUCUGCCUGCAAUGAGCACAACUUUGUGGGACACAGAUGUCUUUUGCUGUAAAACAUACCAUCCAUUGACCUCUUUUGGCAACAUGCUUUGGGGAAAUUUCGCUGGGGUUUUUUUCUUUUUUGCCGGUUUAUAUUCCUCCCUCCAGCCCCUCUAAUAAUCAGAACAAGGAUUCUGUUCUUGCACAAACCAAGAUACUUCAUCACAAAAAGGAGGUCCCUUUCAGCUCAGUCCUAGAUUAUUCAUCCAGAGCAGAGUUUUGGAACCUGUUGCUGGACUACAACUCACAUCAGCACCAACCAGUAUGGCUCGCGGUUGGGGGUGAUGGGAUCUGUGAUCCGCCGACAUCUGCAGGGUCAAAGGUUCCCCACCCUAAUCCAGAGCAAUAAAUUGCAGGAAUUGUGCUUCAAGCACAGUAGCAACAUUCCCAGUGUUGGGAUAUAUUUCCUGGUGAGAAUCAGUGUGUUUGCUAAGGUCAAAUUAGAUGGCAUGUUACAUGCAUGGUUGUGCUUAAUGUCUCAUCUGGUUUGGUGCUAAAUCUUGCUGGCAGUGGCAAAUACACAUUUUUGUGUUGUACAUGCCCUUUUCUUAAUAAAUCAAUUAAAAACCUUUAAUCCUUGAACCUAGUUGUUUGUCCACUGCUAUUUGAGUUUACAUGCUGGGUGUAACUGCACUGAACCUAGGAAAUACUUAAAAAAACUGAAGUUGGUAGGAAGCCUGAAGGUAAAGAGCCAGUGUUAACAUUUUAUAUCCUAACACAAAACCCCCUAGAAGUCUUAACCCUGUUGCUCCUGAAUGUCUCCUUGACACUGAUCAUUCUGUCCGCUCAAAUAUUUCAUUUUGCCCUUGCAAUUAAACAGUUCAGCUGUUAUUUCAUUGCAUUUCUUCUAAAGUUGCUGUCUGUCCUCGGAGCGUUACAUGCUUUCUGAUUUUAAAUCUACAGGCAGCUGGUGUGGAUACAAUCCGAAGCAAUCUCCUGAAAACCAGCAAAGCCCUCCGUCAGCAGCUUGGGAACGAUCCUGAUAAGGAAAUCAAAGUCAGAGAGUACGAGAUGCUAUUACUUUCCCAGAUAGGUUGUUCUGAUAAUUGUGGAAUAGAUUGCUGUAGUGCUGAAGAGAUUGCCUUACCAAAUUCUCUUGUGCAGUAGUGGAGGAAUUCACUAGUGAACGCUACAAAAAUAACAAUUGCCCUUUGUUUUAAUUUUCAAGGAUAUCUUUGUGUAGUGGUGUGUACCAUCUAGAUAAUAUGCUGAAUGUGUAAACAACCUUGCAAAAUCACUUUAUGUUAAUCUGUUUUACAAUGUUUGUAUACUGCUUUUGAUAGGCAGCUAUCACCCUUGCACUAACAAACCAGAAUACCAGUCAAUAUCCAUGGUAUCUUAACAAUAACGUGUGGCUCCUUGCUCAGCUUUUUGGAAGAUGGUGGCAGCAAGGAAGGCACUGGGUGGAAACAUUUGUAGCUCUUCCUGCUGCUAAUGUCGCUACUACUCUCAGCAGGUGUUAUAAAAUUGGCAGCAGGGCAUACCUUCUCUUCCAUUCAUAUUUCCCUCUCCCUCUCUUUAACAGGUGUCAGCUUCAGGUCUAUCUGCGCCUUGAAAUGUGCCUGCAGUGCCCUUCUUUGCAAAAUAGCACAGAUGAGAUGGAACAGCUUGUGGAAGAGGUAGAUGAACAAGCCUUGCCUCUGGGUUCCAGAAGUUGAAAACAGCAAUUCUCAGCCAGCAUGUGAAAUCUUCACAUCUCAAUUGCUGUUGAGCAGCAACUAUGGUCUUGGUGACCCGGCCAGCAUAUAAUGUGGAACCAAACAAUAACUUAGCACAAAUGAACAAACGUGCUACUUCCUGGUGUGAAGAUCACUGCCGUUGCACUCUUCCCCUGGUCUUGCUACUGAUGGACUAUGCAGGGCUAAGCUAUUGUUUGUCUCAGGGUUAAUGUCCAAACCCGGGUUUGUGGUUUAUCUCAUUCCAGACAAGUCACAAGCUUGUAACCAAAGUUUGUUCUUAGUGUACCACUCCUUGUGUGUCUGCUAGGUUUGAGAUGCACUGCUAAUUUAAACAUUGACGUAACCAUGCCAAUCGAUUAAACAUGUCAGUUGACAUGUUUAAUCAGAAAAAAGUCAUUGUUAACAUUUGUUAAAGACUUUUUUGCAUGAAAAAGAAAAUGAAUUACCGGUAAUUAAAUUUGGAUUUGAGGAAUGAAGAUAAGGUUUGUUUUUUAGAAAGUGGCUUUGUUGGGUGUUAUAUUGGAGUAGAUGAAGUGAAUAUUGUUUAUAUAUAGCUGACAGACGAAGUCCCCUACCUUCUGAUUUAUUUCUUUUCCUUUAUUUCUCUCUUUCUCUUUCUUUAUUCCUUUCUCCCCUUCCCUCGCCAUUUCUCUUUAUGUUUUUUAUUGCAAGAUUAAAGUCUUAGUUUGGAUAAAAAGAAAAAAAAUGAUACUAAGUUUUCUAUUUUUCUCCAUAAGCCUCGAAAAAAUGUAUUCAAACAAACAUUGACUUAACCCUGGAUUGCAUGGGUCUAGGAAAGGAGCACAGCAGCCCUAGUGUUCACCCCAGGAACCUGCAUGUUUGCUCAUGUGCGCUUAAGUCGAGGUUUGGCUUUAUGUUAUAUCUGAACAAAGGUCAAUGAGGCCAUAGUGGAAACAGUAGAGCUUCACAUUUGUCUGUUCAUGCUAAAUCAUGCUUUGGCCUGGCAUUACAUGUGAACUGGCCUGCUAUCAUUAACCCUUGACCAAUUUUUUGCCGCUCAACUUGCUUGCAGAUGACAGAGAUGCUGCGGAUUUUGUGUUUGACUGAAGACCCAGGAUACCUUGCCAGGUUUUUGGAAGAAGUUGUAGAAACGUAAGUGCUCUUGUGUGCUGGCUAAUUUUAUUCAUUCAUUUACAAAACGAUGAGUGGAGCAGGGAAGGCUGAACAAAUUCUGUUAUGCAGAGGACUUGAGAGCUGCAUGACUAUUAAUGCAGAACGUGAGCUAAAGAGCUGGUUAUCUGAAUUGCCAGUAUUUUAUAUUUACCAUUCUUUUUUUUUCUUUUUUAUAAUAAUUUUUAUUCAUUUUUCCAUUAUACAAGUUUACCAUAACAAAUCAUUUUCAUAAAUUUCAACUUUUUGACUUCCAUCAGCUUCUCUGUCAAUCAUCCAUAUUUAAGUUUUUGUUACGCAUUCCCUAAAUUUAAUAUUGCCUUUUAGUAUACCUCUCCUAACCUGUUUUCCUUUUUUACAAUACUCCUCUAACUUUCACAGAGCUUCUUUAAAUCUCACUAGCGUUGUUUGUUCAUCACAUAUACUUUCCAGAUAUUCUGUGAAUUUCCCCCAGUCCUCAGUGAACUUGUGCUCUCGUUGAUAUCUAAUCUUCCCAGUUAGUUUGUCCAGUUCUGCAUAGUCCAUAAGUUUCAUUCUCCAUUCUUCCACAAUUGGUAAAUCCUCCUGCUUCCAUUCUUGGGCCAUUAAUAUUCUUGCUGCUGUUACAGCAUAUUGGAAAAGUUUACAGUCCCUUCUAUUUAUCUCUCUUCCUGUUAUUCCUAGAAGAAAAGCUUCUGGUUUCUUUACAAAUGUAUAUCUCAACAUCUUCUUCAAUCCAUUAUAAAUCAUCUCCCAGAAACCCUUCACUUUCUUACACUCCCACCACAUAUGAUAAAAUGACCCUUCUUUUUCUUUACAUUUCCAACGCUUAUUACAUGUUUUAAACAUUUUUGCUAAUUUAACCGGUGUAAUAUACCAUCUAUAUAGCAUUUUCAUAACAUUUUCCUUUAACGUAAUACAUGCUGUAAAUUUUAUAUUUUCUUCCAUAUUUUUUUCCCAAUCUUCCAAUUGUAUAUUAUAUCCAAAAUCUCUGGCCCAAUGUAUCAUAACCGAUUUGACUUCCUCAUCCAUCGUAUGCCAUUCCAACAGUAUUUUGUACAUUUUUGACAGUAUCUUAUAAUUAUUUAUUAUUUCAGUUUGGAAUUUCGAUUCUUUUUCUAAAUAUCCACUCUCUUUAAGAUUUUUUUUAAACAUUUCAUUUACUUGGAAAUAAUGCAACCAGCCAAACACGUAUUCUUUUACUUGUUCAUAUGGUUUCAUUUUCCAUUUUCCUCCUUCUUUAAUUAUCAGUUCUCUAUAUGUAACCCAACUCCCUCUCAUAUUAAUUUUCUUUAUACUCCUAACCUCUAAUGGUGACAGCCAGUGUGGAACUUUUGGUUCUAAUAGAUUUCUAUACCUAUCCCAUAUUUCUAUUAAAGAUCUCCUGAAGAUAUGGUUCUCAAAUCCUUUGACUUUUCUUCUUUUCUAACCAUAAAUACGCAUGCCAUCCAAAUCUGUUAUCAAAUCCUUCUAAAUCUAGCAAUUUUGUAUUUUUAAAUUUUAUCCAUUCUUUUAACCAACAGAGACACGAUGCUUCGUAAUAUAAUUUCAAGUCUGGCAGGGCAAAGCCUCCUUUUUCCUUCGCAUCUGUUAAUAACUUGAAUUUUAUUCUCAGCUUUUUGCCCUGCCAUAUAUACCUUGAAAUUACUCUUUGCCACUCUUUAAAGAUCGUUGUCCCUUUAAUUAUUGGAAUCAUUUGGAAUAAAAAUAACAUCUUUGGAAGCACACUCAUUUUAAUCGUUGAAAUUCUACCCCAAAAGGAAAAUUUCAUCCUUCCCCACACCUCCAGAUAUAUUUACCAUUCUUAGGCUCAUUGCAGCCUUCCUGAACCAGAAUUAAAACAAAAUUGACUGUAUUUCAACUUAUCACUAUUUAAAUAGUUGGGGAUGUUUCAAAUUAAGUCUAGGGUGUUUUUUUCUUCUCUAGCUGCUACAAAUUUAUUUGGGGUUGCAUCCAACGUUAGUCUUACUCAGAGUAGGUCCACUGAAAUUAAGAGACAAGACCAACUUAGGUCCAUGAAUUUCACCGAGUUUAAUCUAAAGAACACUUUGGUUUCUUUUGGUUGAUGUUUGUUUGUUUAAAGUUUCCAAAUAUAGACCAGAGUACUUGGGUAGUACUGUUGCUUGAUGGAGUGUAGUAAAUUUAUUUAUUCACUUGUAGGCAUACUUAUGGUAAAGGUAAAGGGACCCCUGACCAUUAGGUCCAGUCGUGGCCGACUCUGGGGUUGUGGCGCUCAUCUCGCUUUAUUGGCCAAGGGAGCCGGUGUACAGCUUCCAGGUCAUGUGGCCAGCAUGACUAAGCCGCUUCUGGCGAACCAGAGCAGCGCAUGGAAACGCUGUUUACCUUCCCACCGGAGCGGUACCUAUUUAUCUACUUGCACUUUGACGUGCUUUCGAACUGCUAGGUUGGCAGGAGCAGGAACCGAGCAACGGGAGCUCACCCCAUCGCGGGGAUUCAAACUGCCAACCUUCUGAUUGGCAAGUCCUAGGCUCUGUGGUUUAACCGACAGCGCCACCCGUGUCCCUUUGUAAGCAUACUUAUAUACCAUCAAUUCAUUAGCGAUAUCAGAACAGUGUGUAACAAAUCUGUAGGUGGUAUAUUGCUUUAUUUCACUGGUUAAGAUUUCUACCCAUCGAUUUCAAUUGGCCCUACUUUUGAGCAAACAUACAGAAGAUCUCAGGUGGCACAAUGGGUCAGUGAUUCUGGCUCUUAGCCAGAAGGUUGGUGGUUCGAGCCCACCCAGGGGGUUGGACUCAAUGACCCUCAGGGUCCCUUCCAACUCUACGGUUCUAUGAUUCUAAGAUUGCACUGUGAAUCCACUGAAGGCACAACAAGUAUUUUGGUUGCUCAGCUGGAUACCUGGUUGUGUGAAAACUUUCUGGCUGGGCUAAAUCGUCAAAUGAAGGAAACAUAACUCAGUUGGGAAAGAGGGAUAAUUGGGCUAGUAGUGAGUGAACAUGCCUUCUGAUUAAUUUAUUUUUAUGGCAGAUUUGUAUGCUUUCCAUUAUUGCCACAACCACCCCUCUUCUUCAACUGAAACCAUAGGCAUACUCUUAAAAGCAAGAGCUUGCAAGUUUAAUAAUAAAGUUGGGUGCAGAAUCAGGUAACAAAAUCUCACAAAGGUUAGAGUCCUUGGUAAGUAGCAUGUCUGAUGCAUGCUUGUGUUACGAUGUCUCUGUAGGUAUCUGGAAUCUAUGCCAAAGACCCUUGGGGAUUUGUACUACAGUCUGGGGACACAGAUUCCCCCAAAGCUGGCCUCUGUCCUGCCAGCAGACUUCUUCAGUGACGAUUCCCUCAGUCAGGAGAGCCAAACCCCAUCCCUGCCUCCUUCUGCAUCCUCAGUUCCUGUUUCCAGAACAGCUUCCUUAAGUACCGAUGCAGAACAACUGGAAGAACUACGCACCAGAUCUGCCAAGAAAAGGUGACUGCAAGGCGUAAAUGGCAUUGGAUUAAAAUUAGACUGGGUUGCAAUUUCUUUCUGAAUAAGGAAAUUCCUUCUGAAGUUUAUCAAAGGAUAUUGCAAACAUUUCAAAGGUGUGCCCAUGUGGGCUUCCUGUUGGUGUUAGAUUACCUUGAGGGCAGCAUGGGAGAAUGUCACUUUGUGUUGAAAACAAUGAACCUUAUUUCAAGGUGGCUGCAUGAAAAGCCCCUACUUUUUUAAAAAAAUGUUGAAAUGUAAUUGUGCGCCUUGCUCAAGAUUUUACUUGGUACUUCUAGAAAGAACACGCUGGGCAGACACCGGAGUGUAACAGAAGCAUCACAGAACUUGCGCCAAAUAGAGAUUCCUCAAGUACCCAGAAACCGUACUAGGAAGGUAACGUUUCCUCCCCCCCCCCCCCCGCAAUAUCUUUCUGGAAAACCAGAAAAUGCAUGUAGCAGCUGUAAAACUCCUGUGUCUCUAUGCCUGUUUGAAUAGUCUUUCUGAUGUUAAAACACCUUUAUAUGGAAAGCUGUUACACUGAUUUAGUUUUCACUGGAACAAAGGGAAGUCCUUUUCUAAAUAAAUGGAUUUCAGUUUCCGGCAUUAUUUUUUCCAAAUUACCUAUAAAUAGAUGUAAUUCCGAAAUCAUUCUAAUACUAUAUUCUAAUAAUUCAGGACAGCUCUCAUGUGUGCCUUGGUGUGAAAUCAGUACCAUCUGUACAGAAAGUGGCAGUGCAAGGUAAACUUCUUCCUUCCUUCCUUAUUAGAGAACUAGAUGGUAGGGCUGUGUGAUGAUUCAGAUUAAUCCCUUGGAGGGAUUUUGGGGCUUCUCAAGAGGUGAAGCAAGAGGUCUGUAUAAAGUGGCAUUUAUCCACCUACUAGUGGACCUAUUAGUUUGCAAUUUGGCGAGUUUCUUCCCCAGGGGCAUCUCUCCUGUCCUCAAUUUUCAGACCAAUUGCCCACAAUACACUAGGAGAAAUUCAAUAAUUCCUUUUUUUUAUCCAUCCCAAAACUGUAACCACUGCAGCUGACUUUCUCAAAUUUGGCACAGUGCUUGGUUUAUUUAAAGAAUAUCCAUAUAUAUGUUUUAAAAGCUUUGUCCAGGCUUAUGAGGAUGGAAAUAAUUUUAUAUUUACCAAACUUUUCUCUUUUGAUCCAACAAUAAGUGCCAUGAAAUGUGCAUUUAUUGCCAGAGUCCCUAGUGUCUAUCGAUAGUAAUCCAGAAUGUAUCACUGAAUUCAGGUUGUGCAUUGUGGAGAGAAGCAAUUCGUAUCUCCACUGCGUUCAACAGGAUACGUGAUUCAGUUCAGCAGCAAUGCAUUUGGGCUCUAUGUGAUUCAUAUUCUGGAUCUUCUUAAUUUCUUGAGAGUUAGAUCCAGUGGUAAUCCUACUCAGAGUAGAGCCACUGAAAUUGAUGGACAUGACUAACUAAGCCCAUUAAUUUCAAUGGGUCUACUUGGGAUAGAAAUUAGUUGGAUACAACCCAGUGUCUUCCUUUUGGUUCUCUGUGUGUCCAGGAUUUAAAAGAAAGAAAAAAAUACAUAAUUAUGAAAAAAAUUAAUCUGACACUUUAUAUUAAUUCUCGGAUUUUGAACUGCACAGAAAGAUAAUAUUUUCUCCAGAGUGCUUUGUCUUGUGAACAGCAAUCAAAACUCAGUUCCUUCUUUUGGCUUUUUGAUGCUUCCAGAAGUGACAAAGGUACGAAGGAACCUCUUCAAUGAAGAAAUGCUUCCUCCAGGCAAAAGAUCCCUAUCAAAGAUUCCUCGAAGCCAGUCAGUAUCAGCUGUAGAAGGUUUAAAAAACAGGCGGAACCAAGCUAAGGAGUGUGCAAGAGGUGAGAGGUUAGAUAGAUAGAUAAUUUACUACGGUCGGAGACCAGCUUAUAAAACACACUUGGGGUACAGUCACAGAAGGAAAACAAGCAAUUGAAACAAUGUACAACAAUAAAUUUAAAAACAAUGUACAACAACAAACUACCGCAGGGAGCUGACCCAGAGUCACCCAUAGAACCAAGUUUGGGGAUUUUCUUAACAAACUAGUUUGAGAUGGGAGAUGGUCUCCACCUACAGAUCUGUACACAGAAUCUGGUGACCACCUGGGUCGUCUUCUGAUCUUUGCCUAACAGGAGAAGGUCGCAUUUUUGCUUUUCCGGGAGGUCAGGGAGCCUCACCAGUAGGAGAUCAGUGGUCUUACUACGUGCCUCUUCAUAAAAGGGACAUCUAAAGAACAGGUUCUCUGGGCUUCCUAUCUCCCCCAAUGAACAGGCGCAAAGUCUCUGAGCAUAUGGGACUUUUUUAAAGGCUCCUUCCAGGAACGGCGAGCUAUAUAUCUCUCGAUUGUCCCAUUGUCUCUCGGUCUCAAUGAUUGUUUAGGUGAGAGGUUACUUAAAUGAGUGCUUUGCUGUACAGGCAGCGACUGUUGUGCGUGCGUCCGAUCUGUGCGCAACACAUGCAUUGCUCCAAACCCAGAAGUGACCCAAAAACAUCACAAAAGGGGAUGAGGCGGGGGCAGAACAGGGGGUUUGCAGGCUUUUUCAAUAGUGUUUCAGAUAUACACAAUUUCACUUAAAUGUGUGGUGCCUUGGAACGUAACUCCCACUGCUUGUCUUGGCUUAUGUAGGAUGGCUGACGCAAAAGCAGUAAGUGGGAAAAUAUGGAACACCAGGGAAGGUGUCUACUAUGGAAGGGAUUAAGUGAAUGUGGAGCCAGGAGGACUUCCCACCCCAGAGAGUCAAAGGGUAUUUUGGAAGGGAAGGGAAGGGAAAACCUUAGAUGCGGGGGCUGAAGCCGUUUGCAAUCUGAAAAAGUACUUGCUUCUAAACUUCAAAACGUCAAAUAUGUUAUCCUCACCUGGCUUACACAAUGCAAGUCAUUGUGCAGACUUGCUACCUUGCGAUAAUUAUUCUUUGGUCCUUUUCAGAUAAUCUCAAACUGCUGACCAAGAGUGUGGCAGAAACACCGUUGCACAAGCAGAUCUCCAGGCGGCUGCUGCACAAGCAGAUUAAAGGCCGGUGAGUGAAGGCACCAGAUUCACUGAUCAAGCAACUUACUGUUUUUGGUAGAAAGUGGAACUUUUCUGGAUACCUUUCUGCACUUGGAUGCCCUUUGCCAUUGUGCUUGAACUUCUAAAGCAAUGUUUCCUUCAUAGGAAUUCAGACCCUGGAUCUGAAGUUGGCAUUGUAGAAGAAUCUCCUGAAAAAGCCAUACCAUGUAGGUGUUGAUUUUAUGUGACCUUUUUAUUUGCAUGUUUGGGGAGCUCCAGCUCUUUGGCUAUAGCUUAAAUUCAUUUGUUAACAGAGCAGAAGGUGGCAAAAAUUCCGAUUUUUAUUUCAUUUUUAUCCUACCUUUCGUUCAAGGAGUUCCGGACAGUUUACAGUGGGUAUGGGGAACAUGUUGGAUUCCAACAUCAGUCACGGCCAUCCAGCAUGGUCAAUGGUAGUCCAGCAAUAUCUGGGAAGAUCACUGGUUCUCCCUCCAUUUUAUCAUCUCAACACUCGGACACGACUAAAUGACUAAACAACAGCAACAAAAUGCUGAGUUGCAGCACCAGUUCUUAGAUUCCCCUUUAUUGGUGGCACUGACUUGGUACUAUAUGGCUGUGAGUUUAAAGACGAACCUUGUUUCUUCCACAUACAAACCCAAAGGUGGAUUAAGAAGAAGUCCACGGAUCAAGCAACUUUUACAGGAUAGAGCAGUCUCUGGUUCCUUCUACUGCUCUCAACCCAGCAAGAAGAGUGUACAGCAAAUGCAGUCGGAAGCACCUGAUGUACAAGACAGUUUAACAGGUAUGGAAGCAAGCAACGGAUUGCUUUUGGUUCCAGGGAUUGAUUACAAGAUUGGCUUGAACACAUGAGAGUUCAGUCAGAGGCAAAGUAGAUGCUGCUUUAUUUUACCUGGGUCUUCCUACUGUGCUGUUUGCUCCACCUGCAACUUUUCUAUUGUUUAUUUGCUUGGGAGAUUUUGUACUUUUCUUCUAAUGCUUGUUUGAUGUUGUACUGUCAUGAAAAACUCUAUAAAUGAAAGGUAUUUUUUUUAGGCAAAGUAGACGUUAAUCUACAUCUGCUGGAUGUUCAAGCUCCCUUAUCUUUCCCCAUCAAAACAAAUUGAUUAGCCAGUAAUAAUAAAAAAUGAUAGAUACUCGUUUCUCAAACAGACUGAUUUUCACACAAAAUCAGCAACACACGACGACGUGUGGUGAGCUUGCUGCAUCCUUUCUUUCAGAACAUUGAAGGGAGAGGUAAGCCAGCCUCCUUGGGUAAGGUAUUCCACAGGUACGGUACCACAACCUAAAACUACUCUCCCUAUAUUUCCUUGGAGGUGGACAGCCCCACUUCUCAGUGGUAGAUGGAUUGGCACAGAAAACUACUGUCUAACAAACAAUCACCUGGGUCCUACUCCUACUUUCAUUCAUUCCUUCUACAGGCCUCAUAGUCCGCUAGUGAUAUUCAUAUAUCUGCCAUAAGUAAAGUUGUACCUCAGGUUAAGAACUUAAUUCGUUCUGGAGGUCCGUUCUUAACCUGAAACUGUUCUUAACUUGAGGUACCACUUUAGCUAAUGGGGCCUCCUGCCGCUGCGCAGUUUCUGUUCUCAUCCUGAAGCAAAGUUCUUAACCUGAGGUACUAUUUUUGGGUUAGCGGAGUCUGUAACCUGAAGCGUCUGUAACCUGAGGUACCACUGUACAUGAUAGAGGGCAAUUUGAAGCAGAUAGUAAAAGGGAGGUCUAACCUGUCCCUGCAUGCUAACUUGUCCCUCCAGUUGCAGUUGUAGGCGAUACCUGCCACUUGUUGCUGCUGAAAGUAAUUAUUCCACUUUGUCACUGCAGAGACCAAGGUUUGUAUGGCACGGUCUCUCAGCGUAGCAAGUCAGUCAUACAUUUAGUCAGACAUCUACAAGUUGGAAAUGUUUGGUUUGUAGUUACUAACUAGUUCAUGCCAAUGUGGGUAGCCAGGAACAUGCUGCCUUAAAAGCUUGAGCCUACAGCAGCUGACACUUGUGUGGACUGUUUGCUAUCUUUUUGUUUUACAGGCUUAGCAUCUCCUCUUGUGAAAAAAGCCACCCAGUCCCCAAAGAGCCUUCUCUUUGGAGCAGUUCUUGAUGUGUUUGGUUCUGAAGGGAUGGACUCACCCAGAACAAGAAGAAAAACUUUAGCCUCCAGUGAGCUUGUUUAUCAGGUAAAAUUGCUGUCUUAUGUUUCUUUCCAUACCUACUUAUCUAGUCUACAUGCCACCUUAAUUUCCCACUUCUAGUGUACAGCCUUAAUAUGUAACGUCAAUAGUCAAAUACAUAAGUGAUUCUGUAAGUAGAAAUGAUAUUAAGCGCCAUAUGUAGUCUGUUCUGUUGCUGUAGUCCUAGACAAAAGCAGUUACCCAUUUUCACUCUCCUUCCACAGACACCAAGGAAAGCAUCCCUUCGGUCUUCUCCAAAGCUCUUAAGUCCCCCUAAUAACACACCAGGAAGAACUAUUCUGGAGAAGCUACAGCAGACACCCCAAAAGAGCCGAGCCCCAAAGCAUAGUGCAGCCAAAAGUUUGGGAAAUCUCUUCUCACCUUGUAGACAGAAGAGCAAGUCCUUGCCUGAAGCCACUGAAAAGAAAGGGGAUUGUUUUGCACGCACGGCUCUGAUGAAGGAAAUAUUUUCUUCCCCGCACAAGGCAGCACAGCUGCAAACAUCUGGAAUGCAGGCAGGGGAUGAGGUGCCUGAUGAUGUAUUUGCUUCGCCUGCAAGUGGCUCCUGUUCGGCAGCUGCUCUGCUCUCUCCAGUCCCAUCAAAUUCACCAGGAACAUGGCUCUCACAACUGCAGUCCCCAAGGCGCUCCUUGAGGGUUGCCUGGAGAAUUGCCUCUCCAGCUUCUGCUCAGAAACAGCCUCUUGAGGCAGAACAACUUACAGAGCCACUUUCAGCAUUGGAGCUGGACUCUGCGGUGUCAGAAGUGACACCUACAGUAUCCAGAGGCAGACUCUCAGAACCAUCUUCGAGUCCAAAGAACACCAAGCUUAGUGAAGCCUUUUCCCCACCUGGUGAUCCUGUUUUGAUGCCUGAUGUUAACUCAUUGCCAUAUAGCCCACCCCCAAAUGCCAUAGCCACAUCCACACUUUCUCCUACUGGGACUUGGGAUCUGCGCAGGAAGUCUUGUACUCCCCAAAAGACUCCUUUGAAACGCCAGAGGGUCACAAACAUGUACCCAGCCAAAGCCCUCCAGUCACCUGCCUGCCUGUCUGCCGAGCAGCAUCCCUGCUAUACAGACUUGAAUCUUUCUGCUAAAACUAAAGCAGAGAGCACCCCCUCCGUGAAGAGACAUAGAGUGAGGACUCCAAGUAAGAGGAGGGGGUUAGAAAGACACCUGCCUCCUGAGCUCUCCACAAAGGACCACACGCUUCUCCCAGAUGCUGUGGUUCUGUGCGAGCGCCUAGAUGCUUCCUCCCUAACCAAUGUCUUCGCCACUGGCAGUUCUGAAGCAGAAGGUGGUCCAGGUACAGUUGUGCCAGGGGAGAAGGCAGUAAGUCUCCAGCCUCUGCUCCUCCAGAACCCUCCUGUGUGUGACCAGGCCUCCUUGCCCGAAACCCCAAAGUCUGGCUCGAGUGCCUAUUCACUGCGUCACACCCCAGACAGAAGGCAGCGGGAGGCUGCAGCGCGGCUGGGGAAGCCCGAGAAGGGGGCAACAUUCAGCACACCUAGGACUGCUCACACUCUGCCUCUGGCAACGAGCCCACGAACUUACGAGAUUGAGCUCGAGAUGCAAGCUUCUGGCCUGCCCAAGCUCCGAAUUAAAAGGGUUGGCUCUGGGCCAGCUUUGGAUCCUCAGUCUCAUUUGCAGUCUGGAAGGCCCAAAGGAGAUGAAAGCGAUUUUGCUGCAGGGGAUCUUUCCGUGACCUGGUGCGGCAGGCACUCUGGGAAACUGGAAACCCUCUCCAUCUCGCCAUCUUGUAAUCGAUCUGCUCACAGUACCCCUGCGAAGUUCGGGGGUGGGGGGCAGACCUAUAUAUGUCAGUCGUACACUCCAACUCAUUGCACCCCCAACUCCACUUCCCCAUCCCAGGGCAAUGUUGGCCUUCCCUGGACACCUUCUCCAAAGCAUAAAGGGAAAGUGACCCCUGAAGCAAUCAAGGACUGGCCGCGAAGGAAAAGGGCCACUGUGGGCUGCAGCAAAAGCGAGAGGCACGUGGAGGUGGCUGGGGAAACUAGAGCUUCUGACCUUCUUGGCGUCAAUAAAGCACUGCCUUUGGGGGACUUUGAACUUGAAGGCAUCUGUAGGCUUCAGGACCAGUCGCCUUGCAGCGAUGCAGAGCCCAGUGGAGACGAGAGCACCUGCAGAGGGACCCCUGGCCUAAAGUUCAGAAAAAGGCCCUUUGGCCACAUGUCUCCUGAGGAGGAAGUCAGCCAGGAAGUGAAAAAAAGGCACUGCGCAAAGAGAGGCAACCCAAACGCGGCAGUGUAUGCAGCCGAACUGAGUACAGGAAAAGGUGUAGCGUCCUUAAACAAGACAAUACUGGAAGAGGAAGAGGAGGUCUUCAGCAUUUCAGGUAAUCUUGGACUGAAAUUCAGCUACAGUGAAAAGGAACAGAGUAGAGGAUACAAACAGAGAAAAGGCUCCUUUGCGUCUUUCCGCACACCCCUUUAUUGCUCUAGAAUUACCCUCUGGCCAGCCCUACCAACACACCAAGCAAGGCUCAGUCUUUAAAAAAUCCCAGCUGUAGGAACCGUUCUACAGUGUACCUGCUUGAUUGUGGCAUGGUAGAUCCAAAGGUCAUGCCUUUGAGAAGGGCCUUGAAUCAAAACUUAAUCUCUUCCAGCUCUGCUUUUAUGAACUUUCAAUUUACUACUGUCUUUUUUAAAUUAAUACUCCCAAAUUAAUAAAUUAAUAUGCCAAAUUUAUACAGCACCAUUAAUCUGCAUUGCAAUUUACAGGGUUAACAAACAAGUCUAAUUGCUUCCCUAAUGAGCUAGUGGUAUUUCUUUCCCCCCAGCAGUUUUGGGGCAACACACAUCUUGUGUCAAGGGCUAUCAGUGGAUCAGAUGUUUUUAAGAUGCAGUCCUAUGCACACCAUUGGAAGUAGACUCCAUUGAGCAUAGUGGGACUUAUGAGUAAAUUUGCAUAGGAUUGUUCUGUUAAUUUAUUAAAGGCAGAUAACUAAACAGUCAAUUUGCAUAUUACCAAAAUGUCGACCAGUCGUUUAGAUAUGUCUUAACUUUCCUUCAGUAUUUUAGAAUUUAGUAAACAGAAGGUUGCACUUGCAUGCUCAAAGGAUCAAGCUGUAGUUGAUUAAUCUAUUCACCUUAACCCAAGCCCUAUUUUUGCCAUUUUGCACAUAUGAAUACUACAUAGCUACCAGAAGUGUUGGAACCUCCAACCAGGGUUUGUGUCUAAUAUCUUUUGUCACGUCUCCUAGGUAUGACUCCACCAACGUCUUCAGGGAAGAGCACAAUCUCUGCUACUGGACUUCGGGCACUGACGCAGUCCCCACUGCUCUAUCAAGGCCACACCACAUCCCUGAGGAAAUGGCCCACAGGUAAAUGCAGUUUAUUUGAACCCGAGUGGUGUUCAGAAGAAGCCUGAACUGCAAAGAGCCAAAUUGCAAACACAUAUAUAGUCCAAUGGUUCUUGUAAGACCUUCCUGUAGCAAUAAAAUACCCAGUUCCCUUUAGGUUCUCGCAGAACAGGAUAUGAAGGCUAUAUUCUUAAACUGCUUUGGGUUCUUUCACCAGCUAUUCGAUAUUUUGCUCUCUCAUGGAAAGUUGCUGUUCCACGGAGGGAAAUAGCUGACUUACAACUGCUUGCCUCUCCUGUCUAUGCCUGCCAGUAUUUUUCAUAUUAUUGCUUUCCUACACAGGAGACAACAAUGAUGCAUUUGGAGCUGCAGAGGAAGAACUCUCCCCCUUUCACAGUACAACCAUGAGACAACAUUCCAUCAGGAGGACCUACUCACGGAAAAGGCUGCUCAGCUGAACCUGGGAAAAAGAUGGUGAACAUACUUGGGAGCCUGAUGACAAAGCCAUUUUGGAUGACUUUAAAACCAAAAUGAAGAUGAUAUUGCCAGCCACAAUGGAAGCACCUCUUGCUCAUGAACUCACAGUUGUGUUCUGUGAGGAAAAGCUGUAGUGUCUCCAUAUAAAUUUAAGCUAUGAGCGUGUCAUCAUAGGGCUCCUCUCAGGGUUUCAGCACUAAAGGGUAUAAAUGAUGGGUGAAACUGACUGCUUUUAAAAAGUACUUUUGUAAAAUAAAUUAAUAUGGUAAGUUGCUCUUAUGGUACUGAAAGAAUGUUCUUUAUUUGUGCUAGCUAAAUACUAGGGAACUGGAUAUCUCUUACGUACCAUGCAAAAAACAAUUUCACAUCUUCCUUGCCAAGAAACGAAGGAAACUAAUAUUUAUUGUUAGGUUUUAAAGCUCAUAAAUUAACUGAAAUUAGCAUCAGUCUACCCUCCAAAGCUGUAUGGUACUUGAAUACUGCUAGGAAGGGAGUAUAAAUAGUAAUACUUUUGGUUAAAUUGUGAACAGGAAGGAAACAAUGUAUUUCAAGCCCUUAUAAAAGUUACUCA
This is a messenger RNA of Podarcis lilfordi (Lilford's wall lizard), 42630 nucleotides long. The record is from the annotation of a GenBank genome assembly. NCBI's taxonomy places the organism in Eukaryota, Metazoa, Chordata, Lepidosauria, Squamata, Lacertidae.